Messenger RNA from Tetrahymena thermophila SB210, 549 nucleotides. RefSeq lists its product as hypothetical. The record is from RefSeq and is a predicted model, not a curated record. The transcript has a single exon. NCBI's taxonomy places the organism in Eukaryota, Ciliophora, Oligohymenophorea, Hymenostomatida, Tetrahymenidae.
AUGUUGAUCAUUCAUUUAAUGAGUGUGUUUUCAUUUCUAUUUCUAGAGUAGCUAUCUAAAGAUCUAAGUUAUCUUACAAAAUUUGCAUUUGGUUAAACGGCUGGUCUUCUUUCUUUAACAUAAUCGUAGGCCCUUUAGUAAGACCAGUUAAAUUACUUUAUAAGAAAAGCAAUAACAAAGCUAGGGCUACGUGAAACUCCAGCAAUGCAGUGCACUAAAACAUUUUUGCCUUCUAAUAAAUGUUUAGAUAUAAAUUCUACACACUCAUCAAAGUAUUUUGAGAUAUUUUCUGUAUUGUCAUCUUCAGCUUUAAUUAUUUUAUGUUCAGAAAUUAUGUCCUUCGGGUAUCUUAUAUUAGACUCAUUAGCCACUGUUAAGACAGCUUAAAUUUAAUUAGUUACUAUCAAAUGCUUGCUAGAAGCCCCAACAGCACUGCCUAAAAAGAGUUUUCCCAUUUUAUUAUGGCCAAACUUUUCUGUGAUUAUUGGAGUAAUUUGUGGUGAUUAAAUUCCAAAAUCAAUUUAGAUAGACAUUUUUGUAGCUCAAUGA